UUUUAAAGCGCCCGCGCCGCCGCGGCCAGGCCCCGCCCCGCGACUUCCGCCCGCCGCGGCGCGCUCGAGGCUGGGUGGCCGCCGGCCGGCGGCGGGCAGCGGCGGGCAGGGUCCAGGUGGCAGGAAUGCUGACGCUGGCGAGCAAACUCAAGCGGGAUGACGGGCUCCGGGGCGCCCGCGCGUCGGCCUCCGCCGCCGACUCCACGAGGAGGGUGUCAGUGAGGGACCGGCUGCUGGUGAAAGAGGUCGCGGAACUUGAAGCUAAUUUACCUUGUACUUGCAAAGUGCAUUUUCCUGACCCGAACAAGCUCCAUUGCUUUCAGCUCACAGUGACCCCAGAUGAGGGUUACUACCAGGGUGGAAAGUUUCAGUUUGAAACGGAAGUUCCCGACGCUUACAACAUGGUGCCGCCCAAGGUGAGAUGCUUGACGCGGAUCUGGCACCCCAACAUCACGGAGACGGGCGAGAUCUGCCUCAGCUUGCUGAGAGAACAUUCCAUCGACGGCACCGGCUGGGCCCCUACACGGACGCUGAAGGAUGUGGUUUGGGGUCUGAACUCGCUGUUCACGGAUCUCCUGAACUUCGAUGACCCGCUGAACAUCGAGGCUGCGGAGCACCACCUGCGGGACAAGGACGACUUCCGGAGUAAGGUGGAGGACUACAUCAAGCGCUACGCCAGAUGAUACGCGCCCGCAGGCGAGCGUCCAGUGUCCGACUCAAGCCGCGGGACCCCGUCCUGGCGCCCCCUCAGUCCACCGGGUCGUCUGAGUCCCGUGACUAUGUUGUCCUGGGAAGCGCCUCUUGGUGACCGCCUGCCGUAGGUGGCGCGUCCGCGCCGACGCAGCCGGAGUGCAUGGUGGCCGGGGCGUCCACUCGCAUGGUCAGUCCCGACUCUGCCGCUCUGGCCGUGGACGGGCCUGGAGAAGGACAGGGCCGGCUGGCGCCUCCCGCCUGCUUCCUCCCGACCCCCGCUCCGCCCCGCUCAGCCGCGCCCGGUGCCGGCCCGGCCCAUCCUGGGGUGAAGCCCCGCCCUGCCCGGGCGCCACCCGCUGUAGCCCCUCACUGAGAUGCGCAUUGUAUGGAAUGUAAGUAUAUUUUGGAACAGAUUUGUAAUUUGUACGAUUUAAUGCUUUAAUUAUUUUUUCUAUUCUCAUUUAGUUUGUAUUUUCAUUGUACAAAGCAGGCAGAAAAACGUUGCGCUGAGCAACUGGCGAAGGGAAAUACAAAGAAAAUGUGAGAGACACAUUA
Sorex fumeus (smoky shrew) is the source of this 1248-nucleotide messenger RNA. RefSeq names its product ubiquitin conjugating enzyme E2 F (putative) (gene UBE2F). Gene Ontology annotation, biological process: protein neddylation. Bases 126 to 683 code for a protein of 185 amino acids. Gene Ontology annotation, cellular component: nucleus. NCBI's taxonomy places the organism in Eukaryota, Metazoa, Chordata, Mammalia, Eulipotyphla, Soricidae. The transcript is spliced from 10 exons. Gene Ontology annotation, molecular function: NEDD8 transferase activity. The record is from RefSeq and is a predicted model, not a curated record.